Molecule: messenger RNA, 4307 nt
Organism: Toxotes jaculatrix (banded archerfish)
Lineage: Eukaryota; Metazoa; Chordata; Actinopteri; Toxotidae
Exons: 3
Coding region: 106-3036 (976 amino acids)
Source: RefSeq, a predicted model, not a curated record
AAAGGCUAAAGGAGCUCAGAGGCUGUAAUCCCCGGAUGAAACCAUCAUGGCUGCCACUCGCUGAGCUGUCAAGCUCUCCCCAAAAGAAAAGGAAGCUGAAAACCCAUGGAUUCGAUGGAUUUUUCUGCAGCUACCUCCACAGGAGGUAAUAAACAGCGUUUCAGCAAGAAGAGAAGGAACCGGCGCAAACGGCUCCACCUCAGGAAGACUGGCGUUCAGCCCCCAACUAUGCAAAGUGAAGAUAAGCGUGGACCAAAGAAGAUAGCAGAAGAGUGGGAGCAAAGCAACGUGUGGCCUUCAUCAAAGAAGACCUCCCAGGAAGCACAACAGAGUCAGCGCAGGACAAAUGACAGUGGAAAUACACUUAGGUUCACGUGCUCUCAGUGCAGGGACAACUUGGAAUAUGUUCCCAAAGACUUAGUGAGACACUUUGAGGAAAAACACAGAGGGAGCCCACCAGUUUUUUCCUGUCAUUCGUGUACUUUUAGUACACACGAGUUCUCCUACCUACAGGUUCAUCUGUUAAGCCACAAGGACACUUUUUCUAGCUGCAACAUUUGUAAAGACAGUGUUCAACGCACAUGGCCUGAAUUCAGUGCACACCUGACUACAUAUCACUGCCAAAAUGGCAAGUACUCAUGUGGAAUGUGUCAGAGAUUCUCCACAGGUGAGGUUAGAGUGUUUUUAGAACAUAUAAAUGUACAUAAUUUGGGCCUGGAAGGAGCUAAUGAUGAGCUAUCGCUGCACACAAAGGACAAGAAUCUGUUUGGGCCUAAAACAACCACUCAGAUGUUACGUUGUCAGCACUGUGGCUAUGAAGCAUCUCAGAAAUUGUUGAUUGCUAAACAUGUUAAAACUGUUCAUGUUUGCCAGAACGUUAACCAGAGGAAGAAGCGGAAGGAGGUUCAUUCCAUAGCAGUGAAACCAAAUGACCCAAUCCCAAAAAUGAAGUCUAGAUUAACAAGAAGUGCAGUUAGGGAAAUGUGCUGGCUGACACAGGACUGUCUGUCUCUGCCAGGGAGAGAAUUCCUGGAAAAAUACUGCCAUCUGUCAGAUCCACAAACAACACUAGAGGAGACUCAACAGUUUUUGAUGAAAUCUGUCGCCGGGGAAACUGGCGACCAGAAAUGGACCAAGGCUCUUAAAACCGUUUUGUCAAACGUCCCUCAAGAUAUGAAUCUUCACCCAAAGUCAGAGAAUGGCAUCAUGUCGAACUCGUCGGAUCUUACUGUCCUCACAGUCAAGAACAAGAUAACUGUAGCUCAGAACGGUGCAGCGUAUGCCAAAAGGUUGAAAAGGAUGGCGUCAUCAGAUAAAGAAACCGUUUUCCCUGAAAGUGCUGCUGAGGAUGCUCCAUGUGUAAUUGACCAGAAUGGGUGUCAGUCAGAUCUGAGCGAUCAUACACCUUGUCCGCAGACUGAAACCAAACUCCAUAAUGACGUCUUACUGUCAGCCCAGAGUGAAGUAUCGGAGUGUACUCAAAUGCAGGAAAACAGAGAGAAUCAGGAAUUAAAGACUGAUCAGGAAAUCGAGGAACAUGGUAAAAAACACCAGGAGCCUAUUCAUGAGGAUGUGAUUAAUAUCUCCAGUGAGCUGAAGUUGACAAAUGAGAGCACAGAGCAGGCAUGCAGUCAUAAAGCCCUACCAAAACGUAAGAGACGAAUUCGUAGACACAAACGCAGGGCAGCAUCUAAAAAAGUGGAUAAAAGAUCAUCAGGACUGCCCUUAAAGAUAGUUUUGAAGAAGAAUCCCGUGAAGGAGAAGCAGUGGGUGUCACAGAGCUCUUUGUCUCCAUCAGGAGUUGGGCCCAUGUAUGACUAUCAUGGGCUGCCAAGUCCUCAUACGACAAUGGAGAAGACAGCGCAGGUUCUUCAAGAUGCACCGAUAACAGAGGUUCACCAGAAGAAAUGGACCAAAGUUUCCCAGACUGAUUUAUGUGAUCCUGCUGAAGCCAUCACUUCAGUUCUACCAUCCAAUCCAGGAGAAGGACUCAUCGCCAGCUGUGCUGCAAAGCCAGUGGGGUCUCAAAAUAUUGACGGAAAUGAGCCUGCCAUGCUCGAAGGCUGGCCGUCAACCCAUCAAGAAAUGCGAGAUGAUGCAGAAAAUCAGUUCUCGGAGACAGAAGUUGACAAGAGAAGUUCAGUUGCUAAGUCAGGACAGUCAAAUUCGAGAGCUGUAGCAGAGAUUGAAGUAGAGAUGCGCCCCAAGAAUGUACUGCUCCAAACAUCAGGCAGUGGUACGGACUGCUAUGUACCCAACGAUAAGAAGAGUUCAGCAGCUGACAGAGUGACUCCUCAUAGCAGUUACACCAAGUCUUCCCCUGUUUCCCAACCUGCUAUUACACCACAGGAUAAAGUAAACCUGGAAGAUGGCAGCCUUGCUCUUUCUUCAGAGCAGAGUUACCAGAAUGUUGUGGGAUUGAGAGACAGAGAAGUGCCUGCAGACUCCUGCCCUGAUCUCCUGAGUAGCACCCAUUUUCCUGUGGGUAAAGCCAUCCAACAGGAGCCCUCACCAGCCUCUGGGCAUCGGUGGCAACCGGUCCCAAAAAACCAGGAGAGGACCCUGAAGUUAGUAGCCAUAAAUCCAUCUCAGUUGAUAAAGCGUCCGGCGGGAGACCAGCCUGUUGUGGUGCUAAAUCAUCCAGAUGCUGACAUCCCCGAGGUUGCCAGGAUCAUGGAGGUCGUCAACAGGUACAGAGGAGAGGUGCAGAAGGUCAUGCUGUCCCGCAGGACUCUGAAUGCUCUCUCAGCCAUGUACAGUGAGGUCCCUGAAACAAAUGACCCAUCAGAUAUGCAACCUGACUCUGCAGGGCUUGGAAAAAACUCUGUACAGGAGAGGUUUAUUUUGAAGUUGAAACUUCGCAGGUUGAGCAGGAAAAAGUACGAAGUAGUGGGUGCGGCGUCCCCCAGCAGGGAUGUGGCGACAAAGUUUCGCUGCUGGUUUUGCGGCAGGGUCUUUGCAAAUCAGGAAGCGUGGAUGGUCCAUCGGCAGCGACAUCUGAUGGAAUGGAAAAGGCCAAACUGUGAAAACUCUUAAAUGUCGCACACACUGGAUGAAAAACAAAACUAGUCUGGAAAAAGAUGACUUCGCAAUACAACAAAACAAUAAUGGAAACCGUGAUAGCCAGUCUUCUCAUUUUUCUUUAAGGUCUUAAUAAAGAGUGGUGGUCGUCACACUUCCUGGAGGGUUCAUGUUCUCAGGGUAAUAUAAACAUUUACCUUUGUCUCUCCCAGUAUGAGUAGCUCAAUACAGACUCUUUGUAGUUUAGAAAUAAUUUGUACGGCUACAAGGACGUGGUGUUGACAAUUUAGUUUGUAUUUUUUUUUUUUUUUUGUAUUUUGACGCAAUAGCUUUAUUUAAAGUGAUUUAAGUACACUGUCGUACGGAAUCUUUUAUAGAACACUGUAACAUGUUUAUUUGCCAUACCAUCUGAGUUUAUGUACGGGUAGGCUAUACAGUGUGGUAGCUAUAAUAUUUAUGUUUUUGGAAUGGGACGCAGAGACCCACAGGUUACUCAGAUAUACCAAAACUGUGUGUUUAAAAAACAAACAAAAAAAAGUCAAUAAGCUCUUUUAUUCAACAUUUAUUUAUGACUUUAGGUUUAGUCUUUAUAUGCUUUUCUUUAUGCUUUUUUGGGCCUUUGGAAGAAUCAGUGUAUUUGUACAAUUUUUGUAUAAACUUCAAAUUAUGUUCAUAUAUGGUAUUAUGUGUAAGAGGUAUAUUUUCAGUCAUUCAUUCAGUGGGAGCCGAUAUCCCUGAAGACACGAUUAAUUUUAAAAAGUAAACCUGUGUUUUGUGAUGUAGAUCAAAUACUAACAAAAUAGUUUCUUUUGAAAUCUGGAUUUUUAAAGAUUAAGAGGCCUGAAUGAUUUGGUCAUGUUGUUUUUUUUUUUUUUUUCCCUCAAUGAAUUUCCUCUCUUUUGACUUGAAAUGAUAAUCUUAUCUUUUAAUUGCACUAUGAAAGGAGGAUUUAUAUUUCCCGUUACCUCACCUUAUCAGGCCUAAGCCUAUGACAAUCAACCAGCGUCCUACUGUGGCUAAACAUUUCCUUAUGCAGCCAUGAUCCCUCAGUAUUCACAGCAAAGGGAACUGUGGCUCCUCUUUGUGUGUGUGUUUGUGCGCGCGUGUGUGUCAGUCAAGGAAAAUCAGACAGAUGUACCUAAAUUGUGCAUGUAUUCCCUGGACUGUCAGUAAUUCUUUGUGUGUAUAUAUAUAUAUACUUUUUCAAUUUAGAUGAAAGAUUUAUAAUUGUAUAUAGUCCAGUUAGAGGUACUGUAAAAUAUUACCAGAGAAUUUUCACCAAGUGC